AGCCUGCGAAAAGGUCUAGAUUCGGCUCAGAAAUGCCUGCACGGGGUGAAGUCGUUACUGUAAUCGCAAAGGUCAACUAAAGGUCAAUUUGAAGUUUUCGCGGGAUUUGGCGGGAAGUAUUUUCCAAAAUGGCGGACGAAGUGGUCGAAACGAUGGAUGUUGAUUUAGACGAAAAACCGGGUUCUUCAGUUUCUAAAGAUGAACCACCAAGCUCUACUGUUGCGAAGAGAAAAGGUUUUCAAUUACCCUGGGUUGAGAAGUACAGACCAACAAUGUUGAAAGAUAUUGUAGGAAACGAAGAUACAGUCAGUAGAUUACAGGUCUUUGCUGAACAAGGAAAUGUGCCGAACAUUAUCAUUGCAGGACCACCGGGUUCUGGUAAAACAACCAGUAUUUUAUGUCUGGCAAUGGGAUUGCUUGGUACCUCGAUGAAAGAUGCUGUCUUGGAACUAAAUGCUUCAAAUGACAGGGGAAUUGAUGUUGUCAGAAAUCGAAUCAAAAUGUUUGCACAAAAGAAAGUUACUCUACCCAAAGGAAGACAUAAAAUUAUCAUUCUGGACGAAGCUGACAGCAUGACGGAUGGAGCACAGCAAGCAUUAAGACGAACUAUGGAGAUUUUCUCAAAAACAACGCGUUUUGCAUUAGCCUGUAAUACCUCAGACAAAAUCAUAGAAGCCAUCCAAUCGCGCUGUGCGAUUUUGAGAUACACUAAACUCAGUGAUGCACAGAUACUGAACAGACUUAUGGAGAUCUGUGACAAAGAGAAGGUUGUGAAAACAGAUGAUGGUUUGGAGGCGAUUACGUUUACUGCCCAAGGCGAUAUGCGUCAGGCUAUAAAUAACCUUCAAUCCACUUUUUAUGGGUUUGGCGUGGUCAACGGUGAUAACGUUUUCAAGGUUUGCGAUGAGCCACACCCGCUUCUGGUGAAGGAUAUGAUUGGUCAUUGUACCAAAGGCAAUAUCGAAGAUGCGUACAAGACCAUGGCGCAUCUCUGGCAAAUGGGAUACUCGCCCGAAGACAUAAUCACCAGCAUAUUUCGAGUUUGCAAGAUCGAGGAUAUGCCGGAGUUUCUUAAACUAGAAUUCAUCAAGGAAAUCGGUUUUACGCACAUGCGCAUUGUUGAGGGAGUGAACAGUCUGUUACAAAUGUCUGGUUUGCUGGCAAGAUUGUGUAUGAAGACCGCUGUUGAUGAGAACUGACGUGCUCGGAUUUGUGGACCUCUCGAUAUUAAGGUGACUCGCCUACACACGCACGUGGGCUGACGCAAGUUAACUUUAUACAGUAAAACGAGUGUUAUGACUGCCCGAAGUCAAAGCGUAUAUCGGGACUUGUCAAGCAAAGCGAAAAUCUCAAAGCAGAGAUGCGAACGUUGGAUGCAAAAAUACCAUCAGUAAAUAGUGAAAAACGAUUGUAUUUUUGAUCGUCCGAAGGAUGUGCGAUGCGACCAAUGAAAUUGCAUUACAAUGAAAUUUGCUUUCACGUUAGCUUGUUUGUGAAUUCGAAACGCCCGCGUUUCAACUUGCAAAUUCUGCCGCAAUUUUCAGAAGAGGAUAAUUCUGUUCCUCUUCUGAUAGAUGCGAACGAGCAGGGAAGUUACGAAUGUUCAAAAUAACGGCGCCUUUACCCCAAGCGCCCGUAACUAUUCGCUCGUUGACAUCCCUCAAAGAGUAAAAAAGGUAUGGUCACCG
Messenger RNA from Dendronephthya gigantea, 1688 nucleotides. RefSeq names its product replication factor C subunit 2-like. Gene Ontology annotation, molecular function: DNA clamp loader activity; DNA binding; ATP hydrolysis activity. Lineage: Eukaryota; Metazoa; Cnidaria; Anthozoa; Malacalcyonacea; Nephtheidae. Gene Ontology annotation, biological process: DNA-templated DNA replication; DNA repair. The transcript is spliced from 11 exons. The coding region runs from base 129 to 1199 and encodes 356 amino acids. The record is from RefSeq and is a predicted model, not a curated record. Gene Ontology annotation, cellular component: DNA replication factor C complex; nucleus.